AUGUCCAUAAAAUCACUUUGCUCGUUGAACAUUACAUGGAGCAGGAAAAUAUUUUUUUAUAACAAAAUAUUCAGAGUUAACCGAACAAUACUAAAAUUAUACAGUACGAAUCCUAAAUCAACGUGCAACAUUGGUACAAUUGGGCACGUUGAUCAUGGAAAAACUACACUGACAGCAGCAAUCACCAAGGUACUUGAAAAGGAUGGUCUGUCGUGUUUUGUAGCUUAUGAUGAAAUCGAUAAGGCUCCUGAAGAGAAAGCUAGAGGUAUAACUAUAAAUAUAGCUCAUGUGGGUUAUGAAACGUCAAAGCGUAAAUAUGCCCAUGUUGACUGUCCCGGCCAUGCUGAUUUUGUCAAAAACAUGAUUGUUGGAGCAUCCCAAAUAGAUUGUGCUAUUUUGGUAGUCGCUGCUACAGAUGGUUCAAUGCCCCAAACUCGAGAACAUUUGCUAUUGAUUAAACAAGUUGGAGUACAACAUGUGGUAGUAUUCAUUAAUAAAUGUGACAUAACAGAAAAUGAUGUUAUUGAACUUGUUGAACUAGAAAUACGAGAACUAUUAACAGAUUUUGGUUUUAAAGGACAUGAGGUCCCGUGCAUUUUUGGAUCAGCACUUCUUGCUUUAAAAGGUGACACAUCAGAACUGGGAGAACAAUCUAUAAGAAAGUUAAUGGAUGUAAUUGACAAUAACAUACCAACUCCAAAACGAGAUUUUACUUCUCCAUUUUUAUUGCCUAUUGACAAUUGUUUACUAGUACCUGGCCGAGGGGCUGUUAUUAUAGGCACAUUAAAGAGAGGAACGGUAUGCAAAAAUGAUAAAGUUGAGUUAUUAGGAUUUGAUGAAAAAAAAAUAACCAGUAUUGGGGAUAUUCAAGUGUUCAAUAAAUCAGUGACAAGUGCCAAAGCUGGAGAAAAUGUUGGUGUAUUGUUAAGAGGCCUAAAGCCUAAAUUUAUUCGUAAGGGUAUGAUUUUGUGCCCAAUUAAUACUUUAGUACUGAACAAUCAUUACAAAGCAACAAUUUAUUUUCUUUCACGUUCUGAGGGAGGACGGUCGAAACCAAUCACAUCAAAUUAUCAACAGCAACUAUUCAGUCAUACAUGGAACAUUGUUUGCAGAAUUGAUCUGGAUUCUGAUGUAUCUAUGGUAAUGCCUGGAGAACAUGCUGAAGUUACAAUAACUUUAUUGAAUAAAAUGAUUAUGGAUAUUGGACAACCAUUUACUGUACGAGAAAAUGGAAGAACAGUAGCUACUGGUAUUAUUAGUAAGAUCUUAUCAAAUGUUGAUGUGUCUAAAAACAAUUUAAGUAAGGUGAAGAUAGAAAGUUAA
Messenger RNA from Macrosiphum euphorbiae (potato aphid), 1323 nucleotides. Lineage: Eukaryota; Metazoa; Arthropoda; Insecta; Hemiptera; Aphididae. The record is from the annotation of a GenBank genome assembly.